AUGGGCGAAUCACAGCUCAAGCGCCUCAAAGCGUCUCUGCGCACCGCGGGGAUCACAGGUCCCCAAAAAUCGAAAAAGCCGGCAGUCCGCGCCAAGCAGCAAGCCGCCGCCGCAGGCUCCUCCACAAAGCGCCUGGAACGCAAUGUGGCGUUGCAGAGCAUCCGCGAGGAGUUCAACCCGUUCGAGAUCAAGACGACGAGAGAGAAACACAGCAUCAGUGGCCGCGGCCAGGUUAAGGGUGCGAAGGGUCGGCCGGGGUUGAGUAAGCAGAUUGGGGAGGAGAAUAGAAAACGCACGCUCCUCGUCGAAAUGCAGCGCAAGCACAAAGCCGGCGGCAUCGUCGACCGCCGCUUCGGCGAAAACGACCCCACCAUGACGCCCGAAGAAAAGAUGCUCGAGCGCUUCACCAAGGAGAAACAGAAGCGCGCGCGGGGCGGCGACAUCUUCAACCUCGACGACGGCGACGAGGACCAGCUGACGCACUUUGGUAAGAGCCUCGGCGCCGACGAUUUCGACGACGGCAACGAGAUGAUGGCGUCCGACGACGACAUGCUUGAGCGGCGGCUGAGCAAGAAGCGGCGUCUGGACCCCGACGCGGGCCCCAACGACACUGGCAGUGGUGAUGAGGACAGCGACGGUGAGAAGAAGCCUGAGCGGAAAAAGUCAAAGGCGGAGGUCAUGAAGGAGGUCAUUGCAAAGUCGAAGCUGCACAAAUACGAGCGCCAGAAGGCGAAAGAGGACGACGAGGACGAGCGCGAGAAGCUCGACGCACAGAUGUCGGACAUCUGGGCUCUCCUCGGACGGCAGCCGGUGAUCAGAGGCGAUGCCCCGGGGACAGGCGCCAACAUGGAGCCCAUCCCAGGCCGCGAUGAACCCCGGCCGGAGAAGAAGGCUGAGGACGACGGCAAGACCAACCCGGGCAGGUUGGCGCAGAUGGAGGGCAAAGAGGACGCCGAGUACGACGCGCGCGUCAGGGAGAUGGUCUACGACAAGCGCUCGCAGCCCGCCGAGCGCACAAAGACGGCCGAGGAAAAGGCCCUCGAGGAGAGCGAGCGCCUGCGCAAGCUCGAAGAGGCCCGCCAGCGCCGCAUGCGCGGUGAGGAAGACAGCGAGGACGAGCGCACCGCCGCCAAAGAGGCUGACAUCGGCGGAGACGACGACUUUGAGUUUGGCGACGCCACAGAGUACGAUCUCGGUCGCGGUAUCCCCGACGCCGCCAUUCCUGACAAGACGCAAGAGAAUCCCGAUGAGCUGCUCGACGGCGACUACGAGGUCUCUGAGGACGGCUAUGUCGACGUUGACGAGGACGGAAAUGUCGAUGGCAGCGGCGCAGAGUUCUCCGACGACUAUGAAUCUGACGCUGAGGUCGCUGCGGGCUCCGACAAGGACGACGAAGAGGACGACUUCCUCGCCGACCUGAUGCCGCGCGCAAAGAGCACCGCCACAACCACCGGCAGCGGGGCCCUCACGCUCGACCUCACCGCGCCCUCCUCUGAGCCCUCCGACAAGCUCGCCUACACCUACCCAUGCCCGCAGACGCACGCCGAGCUCCUCUCCAUCACCGCCACCGUCCCAACCAGCGACCACCCAACCAUCAUCCAACGCAUCCGCAUCCUCCACCACCCCAAGCUCCACGCCGACAACAAAUCCAAACUCGCCGUCUUCGCCCCCGUCCUCCUCGAGCACAUCCUACACCUCUCAAACCUCACCCCCGCCACCCCACCAUUCCCCGCCCUCGAAACACUCAUCCGCCACCUCCACGCGCUGUCAAAGUCCCACCCCAUCCCCGUCGCCGAGGAAUUCCGCAACCACCUGAAAGCAGCCCACGACCGCGAGGACCUCACAUCCGCAGACCUCAUCCUCCUCACCGCCGUCGCAACGAUAUACCCAACGUCCGACCACUUCCACCAGGUCGUGACCCCGGCCACAAUCGUGCUCGCCCGCUGGCUGUCACAGACACCGCCUACGACCAUGCAGCGCCUGGCAACAGGCGCAUACCUCGCAACCCUCUGCCUGCAGUACCAGAAGCUCUCGCGGCGCUUCGUGCCCGAGGCCAUCAGCUUUGUCCUGCAAGGACUCUCCCUCCUCGCGCCCGCACCCCAAGUGCCGGUGCCGGGGAACUUCCUGUACCACGACAGCUCGGAGCUGCGGAUUACGAAGGCGCAUGUUGGUGGUGCGAGGAAGAUGGCGUUUGCGGAUAUAUUCGGGGAUGAGAAGGAGGACACGCGGUGUGUGUUGGCGUGCACGUUUCUGUCGUUGACGGAGGGCUUUGCGGCGCUGUGGGCGGGGAAGAAGGCGUUUGGGGAGGUGUUUGGGCCCGCAGCGGAGGUUGUGGCGUGGCUGGGUGGGAGGGAGUGUGGUGGGAGGUUGAGUCGGGAUGUCAAGACUAAGGUUAAAACCACCCAAAAGACCCUCACGACCGCCCUCACACACGCCACACACACCCGCCGCCCCCUCGAGCUCCACCACCACCGACCCCUACCCAUCAAGACCUUCAUCCCCAAGUUCGAAGAGUCCUACAGCGCCGACAAGCGCUCCUACGACCCUGAUAAGGAGCGCCUGCAGCUGGCCAAACUCAAGGCCGAGCACAAGCGCGAGCGCAAGGGCGCGCUGCGCGAGCUGCGCAAGGACAGCAGCUUCGUGGCGCGCGAGAAGCUCAAGGAGGACAAGAAGAAGAGCAAGGAGUACCAUGCCAAGAUGGCGAAGCUUACGGCCAUGAUACAGACGGAGGAGGGCGCGGCGGCGAAUGAGUAUAAGAGGACAAAGAAGAGGUAG
Morchella importuna is the source of this 2775-nucleotide messenger RNA. RefSeq lists its product as uncharacterized. Gene Ontology annotation, biological process: maturation of SSU-rRNA. The transcript is spliced from 3 exons. Gene Ontology annotation, cellular component: Noc4p-Nop14p complex; small-subunit processome; nucleolus. Bases 1 to 2775 code for a protein of 924 amino acids. NCBI's taxonomy places the organism in Eukaryota, Fungi, Ascomycota, Pezizomycetes, Pezizales, Morchellaceae. The record is from RefSeq and is a predicted model, not a curated record.